Molecule: messenger RNA, 1123 nt
Organism: Mustela lutreola (European mink)
Lineage: Eukaryota; Metazoa; Chordata; Mammalia; Carnivora; Mustelidae
Gene: LITAFD
Product: LITAF domain containing
Exons: 6
Coding region: 589-1089 (166 amino acids)
Biological process (GO): regulation of cytokine production
Molecular function (GO): zinc ion binding
Source: RefSeq, a predicted model, not a curated record
GUUGAAAUGGCGCCAGACAGUACAUACGCCUGCGGAAGGCUGCUUUCACAGACGUGUUUGCAGUUCGUUUAUGUGGUGGCGUGAAGGAUGCCUCCCCCUGUUUCAGAGUAGCUGUGCAUGGACAUUUGGGUUAUUUGGAGUCUUUUCUGCUGUCCCCACUAGCCCUGUGCCAAUGUCACUUGAUACUUUCGCUGGUCUUCGGGAUGGACUUCUAGGAAGAGUGUUCCCGGGUCCUAUGGGAAGACCUGUCUCCCCCCGAGACCACCGAGACGUUUGGUCCCCGUCAUUUUGUGACGGAGUUUAGUGCCCGAGCACACAGCCCUCCCUUUGUUGGCACAAAUCCUGGCCUUGUUCUCGCUGGCCGUGACCCCUCGUUAAAGCCCCGAACCAGCUCUGGACACACAGGCUGCCUCCUGCCGUCGGGAGUGUGUCUUCUGGGCUCCUCCGGCCAAUGAUCAUUUUGCAGCAAGAACACCAGCCUGGCUUCAUUCUCCGUGCCCGGCGCGUUUCCUCUCAUCUCCUCACCGUCCUGCCUGGCAGGAGGUGCCAGGGGGGCCCACACUCUUGGUCCGAGGACAACCAGGCAUCAUGGGGACUGGAGACAAGCGCUCGGCCGCUCAGAACCUGGAACCCGAUGCUGCCCAGAUACCGUUGCUGGAACCCAGGACGCCUGGACCACCAAGAUGGAACACUCCCCAAGAGCCGCCGCCCCGGCCACCGCCGCCUCGGCCACCGCCGCCUCGGCCACCCCUUCCUUCCCCUCCUCCCCCUCCGCCUCCAGGAACUCACGUUCUGCCCCCGAUGUACAUGCAAGGCCCCCAGGGGAUUCAGCCAGCAGUGUUCACCAGCUUGCCUAGGAUGGGGACUGCCACCCCCAUACGGUCCAUAUGUCAGUACUGCGGGAACUACAUCAUCACGGUGACCAGCCCGGUCCCAGGGGUCCUCACCUGGAUGCUGUGUACCGGCCUCUUCAUCUUUGGAUGCUUCCUGGGCUGCUGCUUCCUCCCCUUCUGUGUGGACAGCUUGAUGGACGUGAAGCACACGUGCCCCGUGUGCCGACAGGAGCUCUUCCGCUACCAUCGCCUAUGAACCCGCACAAAAUAAAUGUCCACUGAGUGCCCUU